Capronia epimyces CBS 606.96 is the source of this 1779-nucleotide messenger RNA. RefSeq lists its product as uncharacterized. Bases 1 to 1779 code for a protein of 592 amino acids. Lineage: Eukaryota; Fungi; Ascomycota; Eurotiomycetes; Chaetothyriales; Herpotrichiellaceae. The transcript has a single exon. The record is from RefSeq and is a predicted model, not a curated record.
AUGGCUUCCGAGUCAAGGCCUCAACUCCCAACCGCGACCGCGACCAUUCGCCAAAAUGACCUCAACGGCGAGACCAAGACGCCUCCUAGUCCCACCAGUGCAUUGUCAACAACCAACGCAGCCGCCAGAAGACAUGCCAAAGGGCUUUCUUUGAAUCUUCCUAUUCUUUUGCCUCCUACUCCGCAGAUGUCACAGGCGCAGUCACCUACCGCAAACUCAUCGUACCAGAGUCCUCUCGACUCCGCUCGAUCCUCGCCCCGGGCCCGUGCAUCUCCUUUUCGACACAGCGACCCUGUCACCGAGACUGGAGAACCCUCCAAGUCUAGGACGAGCUCGGAUUUCUUCACCUUGCUGGCUGCCCAGGAGCGGAAAGUGCUAGAGCUACGAGAAGAACUGCACAAGGCGGAGGCGGAUCUGCUGGGUCUCAAGAAGCAAUGGGCAUCGUAUGAAGCCAACAAGAAGAGGGAAGAAGUCAAACACGUGAAGAAGUUGCAACCUCUACCUCUAGAUGAUGUCACUGCCACUGGCCGCGAGCUUGUCUUUGCGGAAGACGAGGCGGACGAGGAGCGGAGGAAGAAGAUUGCCAUGGUCGGAAGAGCCAACACCUUCAACAGCCCUGCCGUCAACAACAAUGGCAGCGGAGCCUCUAGCCUGGCCAGAAAGGGUUCUAAGCGUGUGUUCGAAGGUGGCCGGCAUACCAGAGCCUUGAGUCUGUUAAGUCCAACAUCGUCGAAACCUGGGCGCGCUGCUACUGCAAAGUCGAGAGACGAGAGAAUCGGCCAGGUGGAUGCACUGCCUGAAACCGAGCCGGGCAAUGUCCUAACCCAGCCAUCGUUUCCCGGGAUGCCUGCCCUGGACGGCCUCAUCUCCGGCGAUCCUCUGCAGUUGGGGUUCGGCAAGACCUACAAAGAACUGGCAGCACAUCGCCGGUCACUCCCCCCGGUGGCAGCGGACCUGUUGGUGAAACAAGGUAAACAAGUCUACGACGGUAUGCGUGAAGGACUGUGGACAUUCUGGGAAGACAUCAGGCAGGCAACCGUUGGCGAAGAAGGAAUCAACGGCACAGCCCAGCAACAGCGGCCCACCAAGCCAACCACCCAGAAGAAGACGGCUAGGAAAGCUUCGAAUGGAGCGGGAUUGGGUUUACAGAAGACCAAGACAAGUUCGUCGACAGAGGAUGGAGAACGAGGACGGUCAUCGAAGGAAGGCUCAUUUUGGCGCGAAUUCGGCUUGGACACUCCUAAAAGACAGCCCGCCACUCCACCAGUAGAGACCGGUCAGGACACGGCCAGAGGACAUGUUCCGCAAAAGAGCAGUACCGAUUCGACGAAUCCGCCCAGUCUGUUGCCGGAUCUGAACGAUAACGAGGAAGAGGUUGAAGAUGCAUGGGACGCCUGGGACUCUCCGGUCACCAUCAGACAGGCAGCUGAGCGGCCUUGGGACAAUAAGGAGGUGUCUGGACCUGAGACGGGGCCUGAUCCCGGCCCUGCUUCCGAGCACAACACCGUCACUGUUUCUGUUGCUGUUCAGAAGGCCGAGCAGGCAGAUGACACUCUGCCCUGGCCGGAAAUCCAGAAACUGACCCCCACCAAGUUGACCAGGACUGUCAGCGACCUGAUGCGAGAGUGGGAUGCUGGCUCGAACUCGAACGGGGGGGGCAUGAAUGUGAAAGAGAGCACGAGCAUUCCGAACGGACUUGCCUCAGAAAGGUCGAAUCUGACCGACCUGGCAGAUGCUAAUGGACAAGCUCAUCAUCCAUUAGAUAGUCCGCACAUGUGA